Messenger RNA from Mangifera indica (mango), 549 nucleotides. Its product is annotated as MYB-like transcription factor ETC1. Lineage: Eukaryota; Viridiplantae; Streptophyta; Magnoliopsida; Sapindales; Anacardiaceae. Gene Ontology annotation, molecular function: transcription cis-regulatory region binding. Bases 142 to 384 code for a protein of 80 amino acids. The record is from RefSeq and is a predicted model, not a curated record. The transcript has 3 exons. Gene Ontology annotation, cellular component: nucleus. Gene Ontology annotation, biological process: cell differentiation.
UAGGUGUCCCGGUCUUCUCUUUCACAUGAUGCAUAAAAUUGUAUAUAAAUAGCAACAGUCCCCCCGCAAUUUCCUCAUGGUUUCUUCUGACUUUACCAGGUGAAGGUGUUUUAAGUCUCCACUCUUCCUUUGUUCAGAAAAAUGAGUGACUUGGAAAUGUCUUCCUCUGAUGAUGCUUCUGUGGACUCUAGCAUAUUUGUUGCAGCAGAAGACAACAGCAGUCAAGAAUCUGAGCUUCAGUUCUCAUAUGAUGAAGAAACACUGAUUAUAAGGAUGUUCAAUUUAGUAGGAGAAAGAUGGUCUCUGAUUGCUGGAAGAAUCCCUGGAAGAACAGCUGAGGAGAUUGAGAAGUAUUGGAACACAAGAUACUCUACAAGCCAAUGAUCGAAUGAAAUGAAGCAUAGGCUAUAACAAUAUGGAUAAAUGGUGGAACUUCUUACUCAGGCUACACAGAAAUUACCCACUAUAUGUUUAUUGUUACUUAUGGUAAUGUAAAGAAGUCGAUCUGGGAAUCUUCUACUGAAAUAAAAUAGAGUAAUAUUACGUGUA